This is a messenger RNA of Musa acuminata AAA Group (dessert banana), 1379 nucleotides long. RefSeq lists its product as uncharacterized. The transcript is spliced from 3 exons. The coding region runs from base 176 to 598 and encodes 140 amino acids. The record is from RefSeq and is a predicted model, not a curated record. Lineage: Eukaryota; Viridiplantae; Streptophyta; Magnoliopsida; Zingiberales; Musaceae.
ACCACAGUCUAUAUUGCGUUGUCUGCCCGUCACGCCUCCAGCUGUCUUCCUUUACUCUUCUCUAUCCUUCCACUACAUCCCUGCUUGCUUUACAAGACUGCGGACUCCAUUCUCCUCCCGGAAUUCCAAGCUGAAGCAGUAGAAGAACCAACACAGAGAGCAGAGAGAAGAGAGAAUGGAGAAAACUAGCCUUCUCCUCGUCCUCGUCCUCGUCCUCGUCCUUGCCACCGCGGACGACCUGGAAGCGGAGCUCCCCAAGGGCAAGGGCCACGGCGAAGACGACGAUGGAGCCGGCAUCCCCUGGUUCGGUGCCGACCCGGGCAGGUUCUUCGGCCACGGCAGCCGGUUCCACGUCCCGGCCGGGAUCGGUGGCGGGUGGGGCGGCGGCUUCGGCGGCCCUUCCGGCGGGUACGCGCGCGGUGGCGUGGUUCGGCCCUCCGUCGUCUGCUCCGAGAAGGGGCCCUGCCACAAGAAGCGGGUGACCUGCCCAGACAGUUGCUUCACCUCCUUCAGCCGCUCCGGCAAGGGAUACGGCGGUGGAGGCGGCGGCGGCAGGUGCACCAUCGACUGCAAGAAGCGGUGCAUCGCCUACUGUUGACCGCGGAGCCUCAGCCACCACGUGUCGCGGGCUCCCCUCUAGUAAUAUGCUCAGCGAAGGAAGAAGUCAACGCUAAUAUCUCAAUUGGCCACCGUUAGUCCUACGGCCCUUCGAUCAAAGAUCAUAGUAGAUCUCUUCCCGUUGUUAGAUCCUUGGCCUGUUCAAGUCAGAGCUUUUAUCCCAACUCCCGAGGAGCGGCACGUCCAACCGGCUCGGCCGGUGCAUGAAGGCGCCGCUCCGUGCGCUGUGCCACGCACGCGACUUCUACGUGCGCAGCAUGAACAGCUGCGCCGGCCGCAUGGAGUACGGGCUGCAGAUGGGGGAUCUGCCUAGAAGCUACAGCCUUCAUCAAUCGACGAGAAGCAGCGCCAGCGACGAGGACCUGAGGCAGCUCAUACGUGCCGCGUCGCUGAGACGCGCCCUCUCUCAGUCUACGGUCCAUGGCACGCCACCGCCACCGUCGGCGGUGCCGCGGAGCCAAAGCGUGGCGAUCGGGAGGAUCGACGAAGACAAGCCCUGCGAAUUCGGGGACGCGAAGGUGGGGGCGGAUUUCUUGUUGCCGAGGAGCCGGAGUUAUGCUCCCGGAAGAGAGAGGAACGCGAGGUUGUUUGUCUGAUGGAUAACGUCGCCAAGUGUCUGUGGAAAUGACUCUCCUUCCAUUUCGUGUUGAUAAGCCUCUUGGUUUCGUGUGUUGUGCUCGAAGUUAUCCGAUGGUAACAAAACUAGCUUGUAACUCGACAAUUUGUACCUUUAGAUUGUAAUGGUAUCGAACAGUUUCAUC